AUGGCCUCAAACUGCAGCGUCGACGUGUGGAUGGGUGCUCCGACUCCAGGCGAUAACCAGACGCUCUUCGACGAUAUCUUCAACCAGUCCUUCCCGCAAGAAGCCCCAGUGUCGCCACAACGUUUCGCCAUGGAGCUACCUGGAUCACCCGCCUCCCCAAUCGACGUGAUCACCGAUUGCCCGGAUCUACAGCAGCCCGUCGAGCAGAAGCCUUACGUCACUCACCCACCCCGACGCACCACCUCUCGCCAGGCGCCAUUGGCCGGGACAUCCCGUCAACGGAUGAAGAAGGGCCGACCCACCAAGGCCGUUGCCUCAAAUUCCAAGGCGCAGCUCGCCAAGAACUGGCGCAUGCGCAAGGAGGAGGAAGAACGCCAGAAGAGCCAGACCAUCCAGGACCAGGCUUCGCUCAUCGCGGAGCUCAAGAGGGAGAUUGACCAACUACGGUACCAUCAAAACCAGCCCCGCGUGUCGCCCUCUCAAGAAAGCGUCCUCAAGAUCGCUAAGGAAUUUGUCGGUGCCCACUUUGGACGAGAUGCUAAGAAUCUCCAGUUCCGCAAGGGUACCACGACACUUGCUUUCGUCUACGAGCCUGCCACUCCUAAUGACAAGGGAGGUAUCAUCAUUGCUGUCGACUCCCGUGCUUCCGCCGGAGAAUAUAUCUCUUCGAAGUCGGUGAUGAAGGUUCUCGACAUUGGUGAUCGAAUGGUGGCAACAAUGGCUGGCGGUGCCGCCGAUUGCCAGUUCUGGACUCGAGUCGUUGCUAAAUAUUGCACCCUCUACGAGCUCCGUGAGAAGACGCCGAUCACGGUCGCAGCAGCAAGCAAAUACUUUGCGAAUGCCCUCUACGAGUACAAAGGACAAGGGCUCUCUGUGGGAUCUAUGGUUUGCGGUUACGACAAGCGCGGCCCCGCUAUCUUCAUGGUCAACUCUGAGGGUGAUCGCUCUCAACUCAAGGUCUGUUCCGUCGGCUCCGGUUCGCUGAACGCCUACGGUAUUCUGGAUAACCAUUGGAAGGCAAAAAUGACCGACGAGGAGGCGAAAGCGCUCGGCUGGCGCGCUAUUAUGCACGCCACUUACCGUGAUGCCGGUUCAGGAGGUGUUUGCAAUUUGGUGCACAUCACUCCGGACAGCAAGAUCCGCUACCCUGGCCGCGAUGUCUCCCAGCUGUACUACGAAUUUGCCCAAGAACUUGGCCGCGACAUCGCCUACGAGCCUCACGAUGAA
This is a messenger RNA of Mesorhabditis spiculigera, 1227 nucleotides long. The record is from the annotation of a GenBank genome assembly. Lineage: Eukaryota; Metazoa; Nematoda; Chromadorea; Rhabditida; Rhabditidae.